AAGUUUCUCAAUAAUCCUCUCACCUCUCCAUAGUCUUCCUCUCCUUCUCUCCCUCCUUCCUUCACUCUCUUUCUAAAAAUGGAUUUUGUUCCUCUACUUCAAGCAGCCGGAAUCCUUGUAGCCCUACUUGUACUCUCCAAAAUAUGGAUGUCCAAGACCGGUACCCAAGCCCCCGAACCGAAAGGUGCCUGGCCGAUCAUCGGCCACCUCCACCUCCUCGCCGGCCAAACCCCACUCUUCCGAACCCUGGCCGCCAUGGCCGACCGACACGGUCCGAUAUUCACCAUCAGACUCGGGUUCCGCCGAGCGAUCGUGGUGAGCAGCAAAGAAACAAUCACCGAAUGCUUCAGUGUCAACGACCGAGCUUUCAUGUCUCGGCCCCAAACCGCAGCACUCAAAUACAUGGGCUACAAUGGCGCCGGUUCCGCGCUCGGACCUUCCGACGACUACUGGCGCGAGCUUCGUAAAGUCACCACCCAACACCUCCUCACUAACCGCCAUUUGGAGUCGUUGAAGCAUGUCCGAGCCCUGGAGGUGGACUUGUCGAUCAAAGAGCUCCAUUUGCUCAGCAUCAAAAAUGAGUGUAAGGUGAAAGUGAGCGAAUGGUUUAGGCAAGUGACGUUGAACUUGAUGCUACGGGUGAUUGCGGGGAAGAGAUACAACUGCGGUGACAACGAGAGAGACAAGGAGGCAAGGCAGUUCGCGAGAACGAUGGACGAGUUCAUGUAUUUGGCUGGUGUUUCUGAGUGUUCGGAUGUGAUUCCCGGGAUUGAAUGGUUGGAUUUGCAGGGUAAUGUGAAGGCUAUGAAGAGGAAUGGUAAAGAGAUGGAUUAUUUCAUGAGUAUGUGGCUUGAAGAACAUGUGCAGAGCAGGAAAGAAGGGAAGGUGAAGAAAGAUGAAAGAGACUUCAUGGAUGUGUUACGCUUAUCCUAGGUGGCUCUGAUACCACAACUGCCACAUUAACUUGGGCAAUUUCCCUACUUCUAAACCAUCCCACAGCCCUCAAAACAGUGCAACAAGAAAUAGAUAUGUAUAUUGGACAUGGAAAACUGCGACGGGUAGAUGAAUCAGACACCAAGAACUUAGUUUACCUCCAAGCCAUCAUCAAGGAAACACUACGACUUUACCCUUCAGGACCCUUAUCCAUACCACGUGAGUCCAUUCAAGAUUGCCAUGUCUCUGGCUACUACGUCCCCAAAGGCACUCGCUUGAUAGUAAACAUUUGGAAGCUCCACCGCGACCCUCGCUUGUGGGCUGACCCUAAUGAGUUCAGGCCAGAGCGAUUUCUUACGUCACAAGCAGAAGUGGAUUUAAGAGGGCGGCAAUUUGAGCUCCUUCCUUUUAGUGCUGGUAGGAGGUCAUGCCCUGGAAGCACCUUAGCCUAUCAAAUGUUGCAUUUGAUACUAGCUCGACUGCUUCAAGGGUUCAACCUUGCGAUCCUACCGGGGAAUGGAAAAGUGGAUAUGAGUGAGGGGCUGGGGCUUUCACUACCUAAGGCAACUCCAUUGGAAGUGUUGGUCACCCCACGCUUGCCGAGUGAGUUUUAUGAUCAGCCAUAGAUAGACCAUCUUAGUUUGUAGUGUGUAUGUUGCAUAUGUAAUGUGCGGUAAAUGGGAGUGUAUACAAGGUCACCUCACCUCUACAUUUUAGGACUCUUGUACCAAUAAGGUGGACCCAUAUUUACAAUAUUUGUUUUUGGAUUAAGUCCAAGAACUAGAAUACAUAUUUGUGAUAAGAAUUAAAGUGUUUAGUAGAGAUUAAAUGCAUGCAUUGUUGGAAUUUGUAAAAUAAAUCUCAAUCAUAUAUUAAUGGUUUUUGAGAAAA
Messenger RNA from Camellia sinensis, 1824 nucleotides. Lineage: Eukaryota; Viridiplantae; Streptophyta; Magnoliopsida; Ericales; Theaceae. The record is from RefSeq and is a predicted model, not a curated record.